Phacochoerus africanus (Common warthog) is the source of this 6941-nucleotide messenger RNA. RefSeq names its product cyclin T1 (gene CCNT1). The transcript is spliced from 9 exons. Gene Ontology annotation, cellular component: cyclin/CDK positive transcription elongation factor complex; nucleus. The coding region runs from base 146 to 2332 and encodes 728 amino acids. Gene Ontology annotation, molecular function: cyclin-dependent protein serine/threonine kinase activator activity. Lineage: Eukaryota; Metazoa; Chordata; Mammalia; Artiodactyla; Suidae. Gene Ontology annotation, biological process: regulation of transcription by RNA polymerase II; positive regulation of DNA-templated transcription, elongation. The record is from RefSeq and is a predicted model, not a curated record.
ACGGAAGCGUGUCACAACCUAGCCGUCCGCCCCCAGCGGAAGUUCGUCACGUCGCAGUAGCCCCCGCAUAGCGGAUGUGUGUCGCCGAGAAGGUGACGCUGGGAAGUGCUUGCAGCCUCCGCCGCUGCCUUCUGGUUGAAGCACUAUGGAGGGAGAGAGAAAGAACAACAAUAAACGGUGGUAUUUUACUCGAGAACAGCUGGAAAAUAGCCCAUCCCGUCGUUUUGGCCUGGACCCAGAUGAAGAACUUUCUUGUCGCCAGCAGGCGGCCAAUCUGCUCCAGGACAUGGGCCAGCGUCUUAACGUCUCACAAUUGACUAUCAACACUGCUAUAGUAUACAUGCAUCGAUUCUACAUGAUUCAGUCUUUUACACAGUUCCAUCAAAAUUCCGUGGCUCCAGCAGCUUUAUUUUUAGCAGCCAAAGUAGAAGAGCAGCCCAAAAAAUUGGAACAUGUCAUCAAGGUAGCACAUGCUUGUCUCCAUCCGCAGGAAUCACUUCCUGAUACUAGGAGUGAGGCUUACCUGCAACAAGUUCAAGAUCUGGUGAUAUUAGAAAGCAUUAUUCUGCAGACCUUAGGCUUCGAACUAACAAUUGAUCACCCACACACACAUGUGGUAAAGUGCACUCAACUUGUUCGAGCAAGCAAGGACCUGGCACAGACUUCUUACUUCAUGGCGACCAACAGCCUGCAUUUGACCACAUUUAGCCUGCAGUACACACCUCCUGUGGUAGCCUGUGUCUGCAUUCAUCUGGCUUGCAAGUGGUCCAACUGGGAGAUCCCAGUCUCAACUGAUGGGAAGCACUGGUGGGAGUAUGUUGACGCCACUGUGACCUUGGAACUUUUAGAUGAACUGACACAUGAAUUUCUACAGAUUCUGGAGAAAACUCCCAGCAGGCUCAAAGGAAUUCGGAAUUGGAGGGCAUGCCAGGCUGCCAGGAAAACAAAACCAGAUGACCGAGGGCCAGAUGGGAACACUUCAGAGCAGACCAUCCUCAACAUGAUCUCCCAGAGCUCUUCAGAUACAACUAUCGCAGGUUUAAUGAGCAUGUCGGCUUCUUCUACCACAAGCACAGUGCCUUCCCUUCCAGCAACUGAAGCAUCUACCAGCAACUUAAGCAGUGUGAAGAUGUUGCCAGGCGAGCGUUGGCUGUCCUCCCACCCUCCUUUUAAAGUAGAACCUGCUCACGGUCACCGGACUAGUGAGAAUGUAGCACUUAUGGGAGUCGAUCAUUCCUUGCAACAGGAUGGUUCAAAUGCAUUUAUUUCUCAGAGGCAGACCAGCAAGAGUGUGCCGUCCGCUAAAGUGUCACUGAAAGAAUACCGUGCAAAGCAUGCAGAAGAGUUGGCUGCCCAGAAGAGGCAGCUGGAGAACAUGGAAGCCAAUGUGAAGUCCCAGUACGCAUAUGCUGCCCAGAAUCUCCUGUCGCACCAUGACAGCCAUUCUUCGGUCAUUCUGAAAAAGCCCCUAGAGGGCUCCGAAAACCCUGAGCGGCCUUUUCUGGAAAAGACUGACAAAACCGCUCUCAAAAUGAGAAUCCCAAUGACAAGCGGAGAUAAAACUGCCUCCUCCAAACCAGAGGAGAUCAAAAUGCGCAUUAAAGUUCACGCUGCGGCUGACAAGCACAAUUCUGUAGAUGACAGUGUCGCAAAGAGCCGAGAGCACAAAGAAAAGCACAAGACUCACCCCUCUAAUCAUCAUCAUCAUCAUCAUAAUCACCACUCACACAAGCACUCUCAUCCACAGCUUCCGCCUGGUCCUGGGAACAAGCGCCCAGGUGACCCCAAACAUGGUAGCCAGACCAGCAGCUCAGCACACAAGCCCUAUAGCUUGUCUGGCUCCUCGUCCUCUUCCAGUUCUUCUCGUAAAAGGCCCCUCCCCGAAGAGAUGGCGGGCGCAGGGUAUGAUCAUGCAGCCAAGACUGCCAAGAGUACAAAAUCCUCUUCCAUCAAUUUCUCCUUCCCUCCUCUCCCUCCGGUGGCCCAGUUGCCUGGGCAUAGCUCAGACGCAAGUGGCCUUCCCUUUUCUCAGCCGAGCUGUAAAAGUCGAGUUCCUCACAUGAAAUCGGAUAAAGGCUCCUCUGGAGCCAACGGUCACAAUGCAACCCAGACCAUAGACUAUCAAGAUACUGUGAAUAUGCUUCACUCCCUUCUCAGUGCCCAGGGUGUUCAGCCCACUCAGCCCCCUGCAUUUGAGUUUGUUCAUUCUUACGGGGAGUAUCUGAAUCCACGAGCUGGUGGAAUGUCCUCCAGACCUGGCAAUGCAGACAAACCCCGGCUCCCACCUCUACCAUCAGAACCUCCUCCACCACUACCACCCCUUCCCAAGUAAAAAAGAAAAAGGAGGAAAAAAACUUCUUUAAAACCGUAUUUUUUUUAUUAUUUUUAAACUACUGAUUCUGGACUAAGAAAGUUACUUCCCUUAUGAAAUAUAUCACCCAUCCUGGACUAGGGGAUAAAUUAAUAUGGAGACAUAGGCAGGAGGGUGGUCGAGGACCUUGGUUCUCUCUCCUGCCUCAGAAAUUUAACUAUGUUAUUAUAGUUUUUACAGGUAUUAGAGAGGUGAGAAUGUGUUAAAGCUGUGAAGGAUUCAGAAUACUUUCUCUGUUCUUGGCCUCUCCACCUCCUAAUUAGGUUGAUUAGAAUUGGUAUCUUCCCUCUUCUUGCCAGGACUGAAAUAUGGAGGGUUUGUUUUAUCAAACAGUUGUGGAUCCUUUUGGUGUUUAAUAUAUCAGAAGAGAGGAAGUAUUUAAAUGUCAAAAUCUUUUAAGAGACUUUUAAAAAAUAAUUUAAAGAAAGUAAGUUAUCUGUUUAGUUUUUUAUAUAAUUGGGGAGGGGUUAGGGGCUUGGCUGUGUGUAAGAGAUACAUGGCAGUGAGUCCCGGGGUGGGGGUGGAGGGUGUGGGGUGUGUGUGUGUGUAGAGGGAUGGGAGGAUAGGAUUUGGGCCGUGAGGUUUGAAAUAGGCUCCGACCCCUUGAAGUGUUGCGACCUUUAAGUAUGUAUGUUAGUGUGGGUAUGUGUGUUUUUAAGUGUGUGUGUUUAAAAAUCAUGUUUUAUCUUUCCCUCCCUGUCCUUCACCCUUUUCACUUCCCAACAGUCUACUAGAGAGAACACAGUGUGGCCUUUAGAACAUAAAGGAGGGAAGAGGCAUGUAUUCAACAUGGUAUUUUGCCCUUUCUUUGUGUUGUAAUUGAGGGUAGCCUUCUAAAUUCUGGUUUGGCAGGUGCAGCCAGUGGUCCGACUCUGGACUCCAUUAUAGAAACUUCCUUUUCACCCCGUCUUCUUUCUGAUGUAGAACAAAGGUGGGUUGAGGAAGAAAGUUGGAGAGCUAGGCUGGCUUCCGUCCUGCAGAAUUGGAUGUGUCUUUUUUCACGUUGGACUUUGGGAAGGUGCUAAGUGAGAACAGUCUCAGGGUCCCUGAAGGGAAGGGUCAUGUGCUGUCCUUCCUGUGAAAGCCCAGAGCAUUUGUGAGAAUGGUUCUGGGAGAAGCCAUGGAGCUAGAGGAUACUGAAAACAAUGAAAUUGUGAUUGGGGAUUUUUAAGACAUUAUAUUUUAAAUUAUAUUAUGAAUGUAAGACUUGCUUUUUUAUCUGUAUAUCUGAAGGAAACAGCUGCAUCCUCAAUUUCUGCAGCCUAUAUGACUUCAGAGAUUGGAGCUUAUGGAUUUAACAGUACUGGUGCCAUGAGGGUGAGCAGGACAGCCUGCAGAAACUGUUAUGUUUAGAUUGGCCCUCUUUGGUGGCUUUAGCUUCUAGGCAGAAGUUCUUUGGGAGAUCUCCAAGCUUGCUUUAGAAAAAUGGAUCAGGAGCCCUGUUCUUAUGAGUGCUGGAUUAUCCCAAACUAUAGGAGUGAACAUUUUUGUUGAGAAAGGAAAUCUUUCUAAGCCAAGUUGUCCAGCUGAAAAAUGCCAAAUAGCUACAGAUCAUUUAAUGUGAUGUUCUUUGGUCUUUAUGGCAUUUUUUUUUGCCACGGAAAAGGUGAUGCAAUUUGAAUUUGUUUUCUUGUUUUUAAUGCAGCUUCCUUCACACUAAAUAGUCUUUAUGGAUAAAUUAAAGUUGUGUCAUUGGAAGUCACAGGGAGGGAGGAGUUGUGCCUGUGCGCUGCUGCUUGCCAGGACCAGGUUGGGGGAAAAACUGAGGCAAUUGGAACUGACGAUGCACUUGCCUAAUAUGGGAAGGAAUUUGUACAAUUCAACGUUAACUGAAGGUGAAUUAGUGUCCUGCAUCUCCGCAUAUUUGAAGUGUUUAGAGUGCCUGCCAUUGCUGUGUGAAAGGAGCUCUCUGAUCUGUAUGUACAGUAGUAAUACUUUUCUUGAAAUGUCGCUUUUAUGGAUGACAUUUUCCUCUUUCUCCUUGAUGUUUUUCUGUGUCGUACUAGGUAAUUGGUAGAUGUAUGGUGUGUUUACUAAAUUUAGGCUUCCUCUUUGUUUUGAUUUUGUUCGGUGGAGUCGGCUUUCCUUCCUGACCUUCCGCAAAAGUUAUUUAGUUUGCAUCUAUAUCUUUGUGGAUUUGAUGAUCCCUGAUUUGAUUAUGGAAGUGUCAUUUGCAGCUUUCAGGUUUUCUCAUCAAAGAUCACAUAUUUUCUAAUCACAUUUACUCCCCCACCAGAGAGAUACACACAUCCACUCGGCCUCAGCAGUUUUCUGUGGCAGUCUGUAGUUACUUCCUUAGAACUUUGUCAGGAGUGACUUUGAACAAAGUGCUUACUAGAGCCUAAAAGCUGCUUUAUGCUGCAUAGUCUGGCUUUUGCACUAGCAGAUCAUUGCUGGUCUAGGUCAGUUUAGAGACUUUUUCUAUAUUAAUGCCUCCUGAUAAUGUUGUAAGAUACUUACAGUGUCUACUUUUAAGAUCUGUGCAUCUGUCAUGAACCUCCUUCUGGGCUUUGCAUGAAGUUGCUUGGUACCUUGUCUUUGGGUUAGCAGAUGUGCCUGUCAGCUAGCGUGCAUGUUAUCCAAACUCCAUAGACUUAGGCUUCAGAAUGUUGUGUGGUUUCUAAACUCUGUGUCUUCUCUACCUUUACCACUUCAAAGGGUGAGAAACGGGACUUACACACCCAAAGUUAGUCUAGUGAACAUUUCCUCCCUCCUUUUAACCUAGACUAUCCAGGAUGAGUGGUGGUAAGCAGGCCUGGAGCCUCAAGUUCUGUAAAUCUCAUUCCUCAAACUGCUUGAAUUUCAUGUUGGCAAAAACAAUUACCUGUGAAUUGUCCUUAGGGCUUUUAAUCAGAUACCUGUGUUGCUGUUAGCUGAACUAGUGAAGCAUUAAUCUAAAGCUACAUUGGUCUGAGAUAUCAGUUAUGCUUUUUGGACUUAGAAAAUACAUGGGAAUUAGUCUAGUCUUUUCACUCAUGAAUCAGUGUGUUUCCAUAUCUGAGACCCUCAACUUCCUUUUUUUUUUUUUAUAUAUUUUAGUGUUUUGAUUUAAUGGAUCCUUUUACUUAGUCCUCUGUUGUUGGCUUCACCAGUAUUAAUAGAAAAAUUUAAAUCUCCAGUUGGAAACAGCAAUGGAUUAGGAUAUAGAAAUAAAAUCAUGGUAACAUCAGUGCUGGAUUUCCUUAAGCCUCUGCUAUGUAAUUCUCUAUUGAAAAUCCGUACCCCUUAAACCCUGUGUCUUGACAAAGGCAAUGAAAGGGGUCUUAAUUCCAGUAGGGUUGGAUUUUAUACAUAUCUGUGUUUCCCACAGAAACAUAGGACUGUGGGAAACUUGGGAACUGAUUAAAUUUUAAAGGUUUGUUUUGUUCAUUGUUUUGAUACUAAUGCUAGGAAAAGGGAUCUAGAACAUCUUGAAGUCAGAAUACAAAUAUCAUUCCCUUGGGUUUGGGAGAAUUUAAGCAGUCUCUGCAACCCUUCACAUGGUGAGAAUAUAAGCCUUCUGUAGUCCCACUAAACUUUCGGUGACUUUGCUGCCUCCCCCAAUUUCUCAUGUUGCUGCUUGUUAACACCCAGCUUGUAACUGAGUGUUUGUUCCUGGUGGUUUAAAAAGGGUUCAUGUUGUAUCAAACUGUCAAUUUCUAUCUUCUUAUCCCUCUGCGGAUGUGAACUUAAAACAAGCAUGGUACUGUAACCCUGCCUGUUGGAGUGGUCUGGAAGGAGAAUCCUUUUUUAAGUGGGAGACCUUUCCAUUUUAAUGUGUCUAAAGUUUUUAGUAUGAACUUGGCGUUGGAAGAGGGACGGGAGCAGGGCGGAAAGAAUGUUUCCUAAAAGCCAGUGUCUACUCUUCCCCUUUAUGAGUGUGUAUUCAUAGUGGAUGAAAAGAAGAGAGAGACUUGGGUUUGUUGCCAUGUUCAGCAUGAAGAGGGAUGCUUGACAGCAUGGUAGCUGGAGCCAGAGCACACAUGUCUCCAUCAGGAACACGGCUGUUGAAAGCUGAGGGCUUAACUGAUUAGUGGGUGAUCACAAUUGGAAUUGGUUACAAGGUGGAAGUGCUGGCUGGGUUAAGUACCCCAAGAAAAGAAUGCAGCAGACUAACAGUGUUAACCUACAUUCUGGUUUUGAACUGAUCUCCCCACCCUGCUCCACACACCUAAAAUUGUCUGUUUUCUUAUCUGACCAAAGAGCAAAGAAGGAAAAAAGUAAAACACUUUACCAAUCUAUGUCACUCAGGUACAAUUUUGUGGUAAUAUUGUUAUCUGUUUUUUCUUUGUAUUGCCCUUAAGAGUCCUCUCUCGGCAUAUUAUCCUGCUCUUGCCUCUGUCCCCCUUGGGGCACCUCGGUUCUGGAUGCUACCCCUGGGAUCUCUACUGCUGUUAUGUGAAUGAUAAGAUGUAAGUGACCAUUAUAGUAAGGGCUCUUUGUAAAAAAUUAAAAUUUUUUUUAAAAAUUUUAAAAAAGGAUGUUGUAUACAUUUUAUAGUCUGGCUGUCAGUUUGAUAUCUUGCUGUCAAGUAUGUUUCUCGAUCUGUAUUUAUCCAUCCCAUCAAUAAAUGUUAAUGAUAAAACACUCA